Messenger RNA from Peromyscus californicus insignis, 3665 nucleotides. RefSeq names its product follistatin like 1 (gene Fstl1). The record is from RefSeq and is a predicted model, not a curated record. The transcript is spliced from 11 exons. Gene Ontology annotation, molecular function: protein binding; calcium ion binding. Bases 113 to 1033 code for a protein of 306 amino acids. NCBI's taxonomy places the organism in Eukaryota, Metazoa, Chordata, Mammalia, Rodentia, Cricetidae. Gene Ontology annotation, biological process: cell differentiation; multicellular organism development; regulation of BMP signaling pathway.
GCGGCGAGCCCAGGUCGGACUUCCUCGGAGCCUGGCGAUCAGCGAAGAUCCCAUCUUCGACUCCAGCUCUCUGCCCUAGCCCGCGCCCUCCGGAGCCCCGGACCCGAGCACGAUGUGGAAACGCUGGCUGGCGCUAGCGCUGGUGGCCGUCGCCCUGGUCCACGGCGAGGAAGAACCAAGGAGCAAAUCCAAGAUCUGUGCCAAUGUGUUUUGUGGAGCUGGCCGGGAGUGUGCAGUCACAGAGAAGGGGGAGCCCACAUGCCUCUGCAUUGAGCAAUGCAAACCUCACAAGAGGCCUGUGUGUGGCAGUAAUGGCAAGACCUACCUCAACCAUUGUGAACUCCACAGAGAUGCCUGCCUCACUGGAUCCAAGAUCCAGGUUGAUUAUGACGGACACUGCAAAGAAAAGAAGUCUGUGAGUCCAUCUGCCAGCCCAAUUGUCUGCUAUCAAGCUAACCGUGAUGAGCUCCGGCGUCGCAUCAUCCAGUGGCUGGAAGCUGAGAUCAUUCCAGAUGGCUGGUUCUCUAAAGGCAGCAACUACAGUGAGAUCCUGGACAAGUACUUCAAGAACUUUGAUAAUGGUGACUCUCACCUGGACUCCAGUGAAUUCCUGAAAUUUGUGGAGCAGAAUGAAACAGCCAUCAACAUCACCACUUAUGCUGAUCAGGAGAACAACAAACUGCUCAGAGGACUCUGUGUUGAUGCUCUCAUUGAACUGUCUGAUGAGAACGCUGACUGGAAACUCAGCUUCCAGGAGUUCCUCAAGUGCCUCAACCCAUCCUUCAACCCUCCUGAGAAGAAGUGUGCCCUGGAGGACGAAACCUAUGCAGAUGGAGCUGAGACGGAGGUAGACUGUAAUCGCUGUGUCUGUUCCUGUGGACACUGGGUCUGCACUGCAAUGACCUGUGAUGGAAAGAAUCAGAAGGGGGCCCAGACCCAGACAGAGGAGGAGAUGACCAGAUAUGUCCAGGAACUCCAGAAGCACCAGGAAACAGCUGAAAAGGCCAAGAAGGUAAACACCAAAGAGAUCUAACAAGAAGCACACACAGCACCGUGUCUGGAGCCCAGCGCCUCCUCUUCAGCGCUGAGUCCAGUAUACACGAGCGUCUGCUGAAAUCAACAAACCACCAGUAUUUGCUUGUAUGGCGAUGAAUAUUAUUUCGUUUGUUUUGCAAUGAAGGAAAUGAGGCUGGCUGGCUAGCGAGGGAAGGCCACAACCUUCAUUUCUAGGAGUGCUUUAAGAGACACUAAAGGGCACUUUGGGGCUGGAAGCAAGGAAGGAAACUGCAUCAGGCUGGCAGAGGAGCAGACCCAGGUCUGAAUGAGUCCGUUCUGGGUGCACAGCAGCUGUGUGGAGGCUACAGGAAAAGCAUGUGAUGUUGCGGGGAGAGCUGAGCCGGCUUUGCUGGAGAAAGGGUGGGGAGCUCUGUGGAGAGGGAAGCACUGUCAGCAUGACAGACUGCAGCAUAUCCGCUUCCCCCCUUGGUCCCAACAAUCACCUGAAUACACAGCCAUCCCACUAGUUACCUGUGUCCCUCAAAUUUGGAUGGACUUUUCAGGAGGGUGUGUUUAAAUGAUGCAGAUACUUAGAUACUUCAAGCGCCAUGGAGACCUAACCAAAAUUUUAGAAGACAUUUUUUUUUUUUUUACCAAAGGUGCUAUUUCUCUAUAAAAGACUUUUUUUUGCAAGCUGACUUCAUUCCUCAAUUAUUAUCAUUAUAUUAUUGUCAUUUUUUAGUAUUUCAUUUUCUUGACUAGAUAUUAAGCUUUUGUAAUUAUUUUUUUUCAAUAGCCUUCCAUAUCAGAGGUGAAAGGGGUUUGGGAGUUUUUCUGGGUACAGGGAACCCUGUAACAUAGAAGGCCUUUGCCCUGUCACCCACUAGACUAGAUGCCACCCAGAGCUACACCACCCCACCGCAGGCUUCCAGAAGGUCAGCUGCAUGCCAAGAAGCAUGAGGUGCCUCAGACAGAAGCCAUAGAAAGAAGCGUCUUCAUAGACAGUUGUUGAGAUCCAAAGAAUUCAUUUGUUUUUGUUUCUUGUAAGAAGUUCAAAGGACAGAACCCCAGGCUACCCCAGCCUGCCAACACUCUGUGAUCUGUGAUCUGUGGCUAACUGGCCGAGUGGCUGGGGCCCUCUAGGUCUGCUCCUACUUCUAGGUGUCAGUUUCCUUUGUAAACUUGAUAAGAAUGCAUCUUAGGAUUUAAGAAAUGAUACAGUUUGUGGUUUGGGUAACUGGUCCAGAGGGAGCUAGGGUCCUGUGACUCCCUUCUUUCUCCUUAGGAUAGAUGAAACCACACAGCAAGAAAAGACAGCCAGUAACAGCAUGACGAGGUUUUGCCUUGGUCUAAAUGAUCUUUUCAGGUGGCUGGGGUGAGGACUUUAUGGAUCAAUUUGCCCAAGAAGAGAGUGUGAAGGAGAACAUCCAACCUUCUCGAAAUGGUGCACAUGAGUGCAAUCUCUGGUUGGAGUAAGAGAUUUCCCCAUACAGAUGAAGAUAAAAGUUUUCAGAUUUGAAUGCAGUUAAAAAUGAAGAUUAAAUCUUAAACCUUAGCACUUAAGGCGGGGGAACUACUCAGUUAUUGCAAGUCAGUCCUUUUUUUGACCUCUGAUUCUUAAACUCCCUUAUUGCCAUGUUUCAUGUGCAUUUAACAUCACACAUACACACAAAAAAAAUCAAAACCUUAUCUCAUUUGCAAAACUCAAACUAUAGACCCUCCAAAUAAAUUACUGAGAUUUUCCUGAAUAGGCAAAUGUGGAAAGUUGGGAUAGAAGCAGAAUUCCUCCUAAAUAGUUUUUCCUGUUCUCAUUUGAAAGGAGACAGCUCCACAUUGCUGAGUGGCCUGUGCUUUUUUGUACCACCCCAUUCAAAAACUCCUUGAACCCCUUGUACAGUCUGGAUUUCAGCUUCCUCUCCAAGUGCCUUGGAGAACUCACAGCAGCAUGCCUUAAUCAAAAGUUUUGCCAGUUCUUGGACAUGAUGGGAGAGGGCAGGAGUAUCAGUUUGCUCAAAGCAAGUAGCUACAGUGUCUGUUCACCAGUCAUCUUUAGAACAGUGGUUUUCAACCAAGACUAUCCCACCUCGUAACACUAAAUACACAAGGGCAAGCUCACAUUCCUCUUGAGUUCCGCUACUUCUGUAUAAGUAAGGCAGCUGUUGUCUAUACCACCAUAGAUUCGUGUGAUACCUAAACUAUUCAUGAAAAGCUGCUAAGUAGCCUAGUUUGGGGAGCCUUAGGUAGAGCUUUGCAUGGGACCAACAAGCAGGAUUGCAUCAAGUUCAGUUCCUACAGUCCUCCAGAAGCCUAUAGGCCAAGACUGCAGGCUCCCUGGGCUUUCUGAGAUUUGUUUUGUUUUAAUAAACAAUAGUGUCUGUUAAGAUUCAAAGCCGAGGGAGGUUUUCCCAUAUACAUAUGCCAUGACUCUGGAUACUACUGUCAGUCUUGGGAAAGCAGGCUCCUUCUGUAACCAAGUCCAUGUGAACAGUCUGAAUUCCUUCUAUGCCUAUGAUCUAAAUAGUUAAACUUCAGGAAACAAUUUCAACAGAUCUCUGUUGCCCAUGUGGUCAUGAAAAUUCAUUUGUAUUUAGUGUGCUUCCAUAUUUCAUUUAACUUGUUUUUGUAAUUUCUGAUUUUUGUUACUAUUAAUAAAUAAAAAUAAAAUAAGA